UAGAAAGUGAGACGCAAACAUCAGACGUCCCAAUGUGCCUUUAUGACAGAAAACAAAACGACAGUUCGAGUUUUAAUAAGGCGGCCACGCAGUUUAUUUAAUGUGGAACACCCUGCAAAGGCGAGAUGGUUCGGUCUGUAGUAGGUGGGACUGCCGAGCGGUCUGCAGCAGGACGUCGUAGAUCAAUGAACCGGACCGGAGGGUUGGUCCAUCGCCUGGUGUGCAUCUGACUGUAUUAUAGAUGUGUCAGUAUAUCUAUCAAAGACCGAGGCUUUUUUUCGCUGUUAACCAUCCUGUUCAGUAUGUGGAUAUUAUAAAGCAACCGGUUCUUUUAGAAGCCUCUCUCACCGCUCGAUUUCCGUCUCUUGUGGAUCAUCGUUGCAAAUUUUUGUGGGGGAAUUAAAAUACAUCUGUAACCUCCAGGAUGAUCUUUGCAAACACAGGCAACCCGCUGAAGACAGCCAAUCGUAAACAGUCCUACCCCAUGACUCCGUCCAGUCCCAGCAGCAGCAGCAACAGCAGCAGCACAGGCCUGGAGCAGCUCAGCAAAACCAACCUUUACAUCCGUGGCCUGCCUCCUGCUACUACAGAUUUGGAUCUGGUUAAACUCUGUCACCAGUAUGGAAAGAUUCAGUCUGCAAAGGCAAUCCUGGAUAAGACAACCAACAAGUGUAAAGGUUAUGGUUUUGUCGACUUCGACAGCCCAGCUGCUGCUUUAAAGGCGGUACAUGCUCUAAAAACCAGCGGCAUACAGGCCCAGAUGGCCAAGCAACAAGAGCAGGACCCCACAAAUCUUUACAUUUCCAACUUGCCUCUCUCUGUGGAUGAGAAAGAGUUGGAGAAGAUGUUGCAGCCCUUUGGCCAGGUGGUCUCCACUCGAAUCCUCCGAGAUUACAGCGGUAACAGCCGAGGAGUUGGCUUUGCCAGGAUGGACACAACGGAGCAGUGUAAUGCUGUCAUCUCCCACUUCAAUGGAAAGUUCAUCAAGUUAGCUUCCGGAGCUUUGGCCCCAUCUCAGCCCUUGCUGUGUAAGUUUGCAGACAGCCAGAGGAAGAAACAUGCUCACAGUGGAUUUGUCCCCAACGGACAGACAGCCGAUCUCAGACUAGGUGCAAUGACUCUCACCUAUGACCCGUCCUCGGCAGCCAUACAGAAUGGGUACUAUCCUUCUCCGUAUCCAGUGACUAACAGGAUAAUGACUGUGCAGCCCACAAUGUCUCCCUACAUGUCUCCAGUCUCUGCUUACCAGGUGCAGAGUCAUUCUUGGGUGGCACAUCAACCAUACAUCAUGCAACACCCGGCUGCUGUGAUGUCUCCCUCUGUGGAUCCCUCCAUGUCACUGCACCCCACAGCCAUGAUAACUCAGCAGAUGGGCCAACUGUCACUGGGAAACACUGGAGCAUAUAUUGCUGCCAACCCCAGUGUCCAGGGAGCUUACAUGCCUCAGUAUCCUCCCAUGCCGGCAGCACCUGAAAACGGCACGCCGCAGCAAGUGGAUUCUUCCAACAACUCGUCUCCUUACAGUCAACUCAGCAAGUAACACACAGGACACAUUACUGCUCUGUGAGCCAGAAGGCAGGUGGGAAGUUGCUGAUGACAUCGCAGGGAUAUGAUAUCCACUGCCUGCUCUGAUUGGACCAGAUACAUGAACUUUUUUUGCACAGCCCCGACAUUUGUAGUGGAAAUUGAAAUGUGGAAAUGGACUCAAGCAGUUGGUUAAUCACAGAAAAAAAGAAGAAGAAGAAGAAGAAGAAGAAAAAAAGAAAUUUAGAUUUAUUUUGAUAAGAAACAACAUGAUCUUCUUUUUUCUCUUUUUCAAUGAUUCUCAAACACAUCAGAGAACUCUCCCCCCCCCACCCCACAACCCCACCAUGCUCCCUCCCCAUCCAAGUAUGAAAUGACAUCAAAAUGCAUGAGACUGAGAUAUUUUCCCCCUUUGAGGUGUCCAUAAUUUUAGAGUUCCUUUCUUUGUGGUAAAUGAAAAACUUUGCAGAUCUUCUUUGCACUGAAGUUUGAAGUUUCACAGUAACUUCAUUUUGGUUUUCAAAGUUGCCACAGAAGCUCGUAAACCUUGUCCACGUGCAGCUGAACGUGACAGCUGACACAGACAACCAUUUCAUUAGGAAAUUAAUGAAUUUAUUAUUGGAAACUGUGCCUUCCUUACGUGACAUCAAACAUUCUCCAACAUUUUAUCAUAAUACUUAAUCAGGUGUCAUACUUUUAUUCCAAUUGAUCAAAUGUGUGUGUGAAAUCAUGCACAUUUCCAUCGAGUGUUUCGCUAUCUAGUCAUCUGGUAGCAAUAAAGACAAUGAGAGUUCCACGACAAUACUGAGAAGAAAAAAAAAAAAAGCAAAAAGGGUGACAAAUUCAGAGCAAGGUAUUUCCUUAUUUUCUUAUUUCCUUUUUUUUAAAAAAAAAAAACAUCAAGAUCUAACACAAAACAAGAGCUGUACUUUUAUGAAAUUACAAGUUUUACACCCAAUGGGCAUAUUUUAGGAGGGUUUGCUUUUCUCCUGUGGUCAGUUUGACCAAUAAUCUACCUCAUGGUUCUGCUGGAGUCAGCUGGCGUUGUGGGGGGGUUUGCAGGUAAAGCCCCCUUCUCACUAGACACGACGAAGCAGACCAGAAGCCACGCUCAGGAGCUGGCUGAACAGGAUUUCUGCCGUUUGUUUCCCACAUGCAGCGUUUCUCCUAAACUUCAAAAGGAAAAUACUUUUUUUUUUUUUUAUUUACAUUCUUUUUUGUCUUUUAUUCUGUUCUGUUGUUUCUUUUCUCAACAUAACUGUUGUUCAGCUGUGAUGCUCUAUUUUAGAAAUUCAAAAACAGCUUCUCUGUAAAACAAUUGGUUUCCUUACAGCUUGAAACAAAGAAAUGCAAGCUACACGUACUGUUCUGACUUCUACCGAUCUUACUCGUCCUGUUUCUGGAAAGCUCUCCAAAAAUAACCCUAAAAUGAAGCCAAAUUUUGGUCAUACAGCAGUUGUUAAAGCAUGUACAUGCCAAACUAUUUGGAUGAGCAAAAAGAAAUACCUGAAAUCUGGUUUGUGCAAAAUAUACAGCAAUCAUGUAUAAAGUACCUAAAAAAAAAAAAAAAAAAAAAAAGCAAUACUUUGUUGAAAUUUCAUGGUUGCAAAAAAUCUAUUUCUUGUGGAUUCUAUAAAUAUAGGGCCAAAACUGAAAAGCAAGUGAGUUGUAUUGUUUACUUUGCUCUUUUUUUCCUUUAAUGAUUUCUAAUGAAAGACCACUACACUACCAUGACACAAGUACAAUGGUAAACACGUUUGGUUGCGAUGCUUCUUCCCUGAUCAGUUGUACUGAGGAGUAAAUGCUGACCUUAAAAGAAAAAUACAGCCAAGCUUUUACUGAGUGUACUUUCCCUUUUCUGAACAUUUGUUGCUGGAAAAAAAACGUAAAAAUGAACGAAAAAAAAAAAAUUUGUUAUCCUUCUUGCUUCUUCUUGUCACCUUCUACUGAUUCUAAACGAUCCUCUCCUUGCUCUCUCCUUUGAAAACAUUGGAAAAAAACAGUGCUGAAUAAAAUGCUCUUCUCUUUCUCA
Molecule: messenger RNA, 3556 nt
Organism: Melanotaenia boesemani (Boeseman's rainbowfish)
Lineage: Eukaryota; Metazoa; Chordata; Actinopteri; Atheriniformes; Melanotaeniidae
Gene: rbms1a
Product: RNA binding motif, single stranded interacting protein 1a
Exons: 14
Coding region: 425-1540 (371 amino acids)
Cellular component (GO): nucleus; ribonucleoprotein complex; cytosol
Molecular function (GO): mRNA 3'-UTR binding; poly(U) RNA binding; poly(A) binding
Source: RefSeq, a predicted model, not a curated record